AUGGAUUUUUCGGGCUUCCCAGGAAUUUACCUGAAUGAUGCGUAUGUCCUGGGGCCUGCGGGAGAGGUCCUGCGGGAUAGUCCCCUAGCGCACGACACUCUGAAGCACAUCCUCCAAAUUAUCAAGGAAGCGGGGUUGUUAGACAAGGCUAGUCGCCCGACGGCAUUUGAAGUGUUGCAGCCCGGGAUUGACAAGGGGGAGGUACUGCGGCUUCUGUCUGCGGUCUUGGGGAUUUCGCCGGAAGAAGUCUUAGCUGUAGGUAACGCCCACAACGACUUGCCAAUGUUCAAAGUAGCAGGCACAGCAGUGGCGGUUAAGGACGGAUAUGACGACGCGAAGGAAGCAGUAGACUUCAUAACAGUUCCCAACACCGAAGGCGCGCUGGUGCAGGUGUUGCUGUACGUAAAAGCCCACCUCUACCUCCACUCGCCGUCGCAUGAGGGCACUGCCACAGUACUCAGCUCAGUGGAGGCAGCCCGAGCAACAAGUGCGAUGGAUGCCGACGACCACCUCAUUAUUCAUUUAUUCCGUUUCCCUUACGGAGGUGCGAAGAAUGGGUGGUUCUAUUUCCGCAGCGGAGUGCAAGCAAUACGAGGAACAAGUCAUAUGGGUAUCGACGAUCACCUCAUUGUUUGA
Messenger RNA from Eimeria maxima, 636 nucleotides. RefSeq lists its product as hypothetical. Gene Ontology annotation, molecular function: magnesium ion binding; phosphatase activity. Gene Ontology annotation, cellular component: cytosol. The transcript has 3 exons. Bases 1 to 636 code for a protein of 211 amino acids. The record is from RefSeq and is a predicted model, not a curated record. Lineage: Eukaryota; Apicomplexa; Conoidasida; Eucoccidiorida; Eimeriidae.